This is a messenger RNA of Pollicipes pollicipes, 583 nucleotides long. RefSeq lists its product as uncharacterized. NCBI's taxonomy places the organism in Eukaryota, Metazoa, Arthropoda, Thecostraca, Pollicipedomorpha, Pollicipedidae. The record is from RefSeq and is a predicted model, not a curated record. Bases 27 to 356 code for a protein of 109 amino acids. The transcript has 2 exons.
CGCCCGCCCGCCCCGCACACGCCGGCAUGGCCGCCGACCGCGCCAAUAAGGCGCUGCCGAAGCUGAAGGAGCGCGCCGGCGCGAGGGAGAACGCCAAGGCCAUCACGCGCAAGAUGCUGAAGACGGGCGGGCGCGGCCAGCGGCGCGAGCGUGCCGGCCAGAAGCGGGACGUGGUGCAAGAUUGGGAGCAGCCGGCCACCGCCGACAAGAAGAAGAACUCGCGACGCGAGAAGAAGAAGGCGGUGAAGAGUCGUCAGAAGGAGCGGCCGGACGACGUCAAGUUCACCAGCCUGGUGGACAAGUACCGGCAGAAGCUGGCAGCGGCGCCGGCCGCCGGCGCGCGCUGGUUCCAGUGAUGUCGCUGGCCGCGUGAUGAGGUGGGGAGGGGCGGGGGAGGCGCGUACGUUUGGGUGUGAUGAAGUGGCCGGCCACUGUUACUGCGGUGUGGGUUACGUGACGAAUGCUGUUGCUGCGUUAAUGUCGGGAGCCUGGGCCGAAACUGGCUGCUUGCUCAGGUUUAGGAUGACAAAUGAAGGCUUGGUGAUGAUUCGCCCGUAUACCUGAGCAAUAUAUGGAGCAAGAA